CCCGUGGGCGGGGCCUGAGGAGCUGUGCAGGACGCCCAAAUCCUGAGUGUGGAGACGUGGAGACAUGGCUGCCCCCAGCGACGCCGAGAUCUGGAAGAACGUGCAGACUUACUACGGGCAGGUGUUGAAGAAAUCGACGGACCUCCAGACCAAUGCCUGUGUCACUGCAGCCAGGCCGACUCCCAGGCACAUCCGGGAAGCCCUGCAGAAUGUCCACGAGGAGGUGACCUCCAGCCCGGGGCCAGGGCCUGAAUUUUUCAGAUGCUCCGUUAAUAAUGAAUCUUCUUCAUUCAACAAGUAUUUUAAAUGGCUCAUUAAGUCUUUGUACCUGUCAUGUUGCCCGACUACAGUGGUAGAAGUGGCCCAAAAGUACAUUGACUAUCACAUGGAAAAGUAUGGCUUCCAGACACCCAAUGUGACUUUUGUUCAUGGCUACCUAGAGAAACUGGGAGAAGCUGGAAUCAAGAAUGAGAGUUAUGAUAUUGUUAUAUCAAAUUGUGUUAUUAACCUUGUUCCUGACAAACAACAAGUGCUGCAGGAGGUGUAUCGAGUGCUAAAGCAUGGAGGAGAGCUAUAUUUCAGUGACGUCUAUGCUAGCCUUGACUUGCCCGAAGAAAUCAGGACACACAAAACUUUAUGGGUAGUCAUUGCUGUAGUAGCAAAUUUGGGGGAGAGUAAUCUCAAUGUCAAGAUCAAAACCCUCCCAACUGGACCAGAAGGCGACAUUGUUGAAGUAGAUGAAGAAACAGCGGCUAUUUUGAAGAAUUCACGAUUUGCCCAUGGUUUCCUGAUCAGCCCCACUGGAGAGCGGUCUCCAUCACCCGGAAGUUGUGCUUUCAAAUCAAAGGCCGUCAUCACAGAUCCAUUCAAGCUUGCUGAAGAGUCCUACACUACCAAGUCCCCAUGUGCCCCUGGUGAUGCUGGAAGCUGCUGUGGCACUAGAGGCUGCUAAGUCUACAACUGCCUGGAUAACAAAACGAGCAGUGUGGCUGGAGGCUGGAGAAUGAGUUGCAUAUGCUCUUUAAAAAAAAUCAUUUUAUUGGGGCUUCUUAUAGCUCUUAUAACAAUCCACACAUCAAUUGUA
Echinops telfairi (small Madagascar hedgehog) is the source of this 1084-nucleotide messenger RNA. It is a transcript of the gene AS3MT, whose product is annotated as arsenite methyltransferase. Bases 65 to 952 code for a protein of 295 amino acids. The record is from RefSeq and is a predicted model, not a curated record. Gene Ontology annotation, cellular component: cytosol. The transcript is spliced from 10 exons. NCBI's taxonomy places the organism in Eukaryota, Metazoa, Chordata, Mammalia, Afrosoricida, Tenrecidae. Gene Ontology annotation, molecular function: arsenite methyltransferase activity. Gene Ontology annotation, biological process: toxin metabolic process; arsonoacetate metabolic process.